UGUUAUAUAUUUUUGAUUUAGUUUUGGUAUUUAUUGGUAUAAAGCACUUUGGUCAGCCUGUGUUGUUCUUGAUGGUGUUAUGUAAAUAAAUCUGACCUUGACUCUGACGGUUGUUUACAUCAGUAAGUGUGAGUGUGGAGCUGAACAGCGGCGGUGGAACUGACUCGAGCAGCAUCCGGGUGUGUUGUGACAUGCAGCAGUGGAACAGUGAUGACACACAGCGGUACAGCGUGAGUGUGUGAGCGGUUUUGAGCCGGUUGUGUCACUGUGCUCGGUCUGCUGUACAAAGUUUCGGGCUGACCGUAAAGCCUGAAGCUGCGUGCGCGCGGAAUUAACGGGCGGAUUGUCCUCCAGCUCAGACACGCGACGCGCUUUUCACCCAGAAACCAUGUCGUUUCCCAGGUCUGGCGCAGAGACGUGGAACGGAGCUCCAGAGCGCAUGCGAGUAACUACAGCUGUGAGUGAAUCCUCGUCCAUUCACAGUGAAAAACUGCGCAGUCUCGCCCGAGACAUUUCUGAAAUCAGCCACGAGAAAGCCACCAGCCGACAGGAUGCAGGAAAACCUGCUGAGGAAACGGAUAAGCCCCGCCCAUGUCCGAGAGGAGGCGUGUGUUUCGCUGAUGGCCGAAGAAGAGUUGAUUAUGUGCUCGUGUAUCACUGUAAGAGACGCUUUUCCAUCGUCACCAACGGCAACCUGCCGCCCGAGAGUCCCACCCCUCUCCACACGGACAUGCAGGCCGACCUGGCGGAGGCGGAGCUGGAAAUGGGUGUGGCUCCUGGGCCAGGAGAAGUAGAAAAAGCCCUGAUCAGGGAGGAGUUUGAGCGAGGGCUGCAGGAGCAGGGUCUGGAGAUCGAACGAGACGUAGAGAUGAAGACAGUACGUUUUACGCGUCUCCAUGUCCCCUGGUCUGUACUGAGUCGUGAGGCAGAGCUUCUUAAGAUCAAAGUUCCUACCAAAAGAAUUUAUGAGCUGAAGGAGAAAACAGGAAUUGCUGGAUUUCUGAGCUCACUUUGGGAGAAAAUAAAUCAGCCGUUCCAGCCGGGAGUCCCGGAUCCCCAGAAAAACCCCCACACACGGGUCCUAUCACUCCCGUUCAACAGAGAGAAGCUACACCUGUUUGAUAUCAAGUCGAGAAACACGCUCUUCGACACUGCGACACGAGGGAGAAUUGUGUUUGAGAUCCUGAGACGCACGGCGUGUACUCAGACGUGUCACACUAUGGGAAUCACGUCGUUACUUGCUAAAGGUGUUUACGACGCAGCGUUUCCUUUACAUGAUGGAGACUUUAACUCCGAUGUUAAAGAGCUUCGCAAUGACAGACAGUUGUUACAUGAUGAAUGGGCCAAUUACGGAGUUUUCUUCAAGUAUCAGCCAGUCGAUCUCAUCAGGAGGUACUUUGGGGAGAAGAUCGGUCUGUACUUCGCCUGGUUGGGAGUUUACACGCAGCUGCUCAUUCCCGCCUCAGCCAUGGGGAUUGUAGUGUUCCUGUACGGCUGGAUGACUGUCGAUACAAACGUGCCCAGUCAGGAGAUGUGUGAUAAGCGUCUGAACUUCACCAUGUGUCCUCUGUGUGAUGGAGUGUGUGAUUAUUGGCAGUUGAGCAGCAUGUGCAGCACAGCACGGGCCAGCUAUCUGUUCGACAACCACGCCACUGUCGCCUUCGCCAUCUUCAUGUGCCUCUGGGGGGCUGUGUUUCUGGAGCACUGGAAGAGGAGACAGCGGUGUCUGCAGCACAGCUGGGAUCUCUCCGGCGUCGAGGACGAGGAGGACAGAGCUGAAGAUGAGCUGCGACCAGCGUAUGAGGAUUUCCUCCUUCAGAAGCGGCAGAAAAAGAGCAAAAACAAAGAGAAAGAUGCGUCAGAUGAGAGGACACAUGACAUUGGUAUAGAGAAGCUGCUAUCUGCAAAAGGAGGACAACCAGUGUUUGCUUCAGAAUCUCUUACAUGGAGAGACCGGCUGCCGGGAUACUGCAUCAACAUUUCCUCCAUCCUCCUAAUGGUGGGGGUCACACUGUCGGCAGUGUCUGGUGUCAUUCUGUAUCGCAUCAUCGUUUUCGCAGUGAUGUCGAUGAACCCUGACCACGAGGCCAAGGCCAAUGUACGCGUUACCGUGACAACCACAGCUGUCAUCAUCAACCUGCUGGUGGUUUUGGUGCUGGAUGAGAUCUAUGGAGCUGUGGCCGCCUGGAUCACGGAGCUAGAGAUUCCGAAGACCGAAGCAGCGUUUGAGGAACACCUGAUCCUGAAGACUUUUCUGCUCAAGAGCAUGAACGCUUUUGCACCUGUCUUCUACGUGGCGUUCUUUAAGGGCAGGUUUGCGGGUCGUCCAGGUGACUAUGUGUACGUCUUUAAAGAUUUCCGGAUGGAGGAGUGUGCUCCAGCAGGUUGCCUCAUUGAAGUGUGUAUUCAGCUUGGUAUGAUCAUGUUGGGGAAGCAGCUCAUCCAGAACAAUGUGUUUGAGAUAGCUAUCCCAAAGCUGAAGAAGAUGUAUCGUAAGUAUAAAGAGGAGAAAGAAGGAGGGGAGAAGAAGAAGAAGGACAAGGAUCCAAAUCGGCCACGGCACCGCUGGGACUUAGAUUACCAGCUGGAGCCGUAUGAGGGUCUGAGCCCGGAGUAUAUGGAAAUGAUUAUCCAGUACGGGUUUGUUACGCUCUUCGUGGCCUCUUUCCCGCUGGCUCCCGUCUUUGCUCUGCUCAAUAACGUCAUUGAGAUUCGACUCGAUGCUGCUAAAUUUGUAACUGAAAUCCGGCGGCCUGAUGCUGUCAGAGCAAAGGAGAUUGGAAUAUGGUACAACAUCCUGAGCGGCAUCAGCAAGUUUGCUGUUAUCACAAAUGCAUUUGUUAUUUCCUUCACGUCAGAGUUCAUUCCACGGAUGGUGUAUCAGUAUCUGUACAGUGAGACAGGAACCAUGCAUGGCUUUAUAGACCACACACUGGCUUACUUCAACACCAGCAACUUUAAACCUGGCACCGCGCCCAACAGCACACGCUUUGACCGGGAACUUCGUAUCUGCAGGUAUAAAGAUUAUCGAGAUCCCCCCUGGUCCCCUGAGUCAUAUCAGCUCUCUAAGCAAUACUGGUCUGUGCUCGCUGCCCGACUUGCCUUUGUCAUCUUUUUCCAGAACCUGGCAAUGUUCCUCAGUAUGCUGGUGGCAUGGUUGAUUCCGGAUGUUCCCCGCUCUUUGAAGGACUGCCUGAAGCGGGAAAAAGCCCUGUUGCUAGAUCUUCUCCUUAGUGAGGAGGUGGAGAAGCAGCGACGGCAGUCACAGCAUCCUGCCAAUAUCAACAUAACAAUCAAUGCCUCAGAGGAAGAGACCAUGGACAUGGAGCCAGACUGUAGUACCAUGUUGCAAAGCCAGACAACUGAGACUGAGUUACAGACUGCAGACAAGGAGAACCUACCAAGAGAGGAGCAUGAAUCUACCACCAGUGAGCCAAUUAGCCUUGAAAAAGAAUGUCACUCUCUUACCACAUCAGAUCCUCACUUAAAUCAGUCUGUUCCUCAGAGUCAAGUAAAACCAGUAGGCACAUCCCACUACCAAGAGUUUAAUCUAAAUGGACCUCCACCUCGAGAUCCAGGCUUCAGGACUAGGAGCCGCUGCCAGACCCUUCCACCCAGACAGAGAGGGGAUCAACCUGGAGAUAGCUCAAGCAGAACCAGCCACUCCACCAGCUUUGUACAUUUCAAUCAGAACUUUCCUCAAGCAACCAGUGAGCUCUUACAAAAUACUCCCACUGUACCUUUACGACCUCGAUCUAAAAAUCAUUCCAGCAAACCACCUUCUAAAACAGAGCUUUCUGGCAGCCAGGUAUCAGUGCUGUCCUGCCAUCCCUUUAAACCAGAGCUCCAAUCAGAAGCACUGCCAUGCUCUCCAUCAAAACAGGAAAUAACAAGCAGCCAAAAAUCCUUGGCACAGUCACCCUCCAAGCCAGAGCUUUCAGUCAGCCAAUCAACAGCAUUGCCACGCCCUCCAUCCAGACCAGAACUUUCAGUUAGUCGAUCUGCUGUACUACCAAGACCCCCGUCCAAACCUGAGCUGAUGGGGAGCAUUGCAAAAGGACUUCCACUCCAGGAUCCAGCUACCAGAACCAAGUCCCGGUGUCAGACUCUUCCUCCCAGACAUAGUGGACCUGAUACAGUGGAAACCUCACUCAGAACCACCCAUUCCACCAGCUUCACAAAUAUCAACAAAAAGUCAUCUCCAUCACCCAGUGACGUGACACACAACACCCCUGUGUAAGAAAGAUUGGAUUGGACAAGGCCAGGUUCUGGUCCAGCCCCCUCCAUCAGCUCUCAACCAAUCACCUCUUUCAGUGCCAGGAAACCUAGUUGGUGGCACAGUCAUCAGAUACUUGUCUAAGUUUGAGGAUAGGAUCAUCUGUAAAUUGUCAUUGAGUCAUCAUCACAAACUAGUUAUCAGUGGUUGUCAUUUCGGCACUGUGCAGUAAGUUGAGGUGUGCAAGCGCUGCACUGUGGGGGAUUUUUUGGUGAUUUACUGAAGUCACCUGAUAUUGUUAAAAUCAGACACAAUCAUACAUGACAUUUAUUUUACAAAGACAAAAAAAUGAACUGAAAGGAGUCCAAUUGUCCCUUUUUCCCACUUUUUUUUUUGGAUUGAAGAUGUAUGCAAGAUACUUUAUGCAAGUCCAAGUCAAGUCCACAAGUCUGAGUCAAGUCUCGAGUCUGUGAGCUGCAAGACUGAGUCAAGCAUCAAGUGUCUGAGCAGCAAAUCAUGUCUUAAAUCUGAGCUGCAAGUUGGGGCCAAGUUUCAAGUCUCUGAGCUGCAAAUCUCAAAUCUCUGAGCUGCAAAUCUGAGACAAAUCUCAAGUCUCUGAUCAGCAAAUCUGAGUCAAGUCCUGAAUCUCUGAUCAGCAAAUCUGAGUCAAGUCUUGAGUCUCUGAGCAGCAAGUCCAAUUCAAAUCUCAAGUCUCUGUGCAGCAAGUCCAAGCCACGCCUCAGAUCUCUAUACUGCAAGUACAAGCCAAAUUUCAAUUCUCCAAGCUGCAAGUGUCUGAACUCAGCUCCAAAUCAGCUCUCAAGUCUCUAAGCUGCAGAUCCGAGACAAGGACCAAGUCUCUGAAAUGCAAAUCUGAAUCAAAUCUCAAGGUUUUAAGCUGCAAAUUUGAGCCAAGUCUCAAUUCUGUGAGCUGCAAGUCUGAGCCACAUUUCAAGACUCUAAGCUGCAAGUCUGAGUCAAGUUUCUAGUCUCUAAGCUGCAAAUCUGAGCCACAUUUCAAGACUCUAAGAUGCAAAUCUGAGACAAAUCACAAGUCUUUGAGCUGAAGUCUGAGUCAAAUUGCAAGUCCCGGAGUUGCCAAAGUCCAAAUCUUGUCCCAAGGCAGUCUCUGUGCAUUUGGAUAGUCCAGUUUAUGGGCGUUGAUUUUUAGUAGACAAUCUAUAGUUUAUCGGUUUGUCCCUAGUGCUGUCACAAGUUUGAAUCCAGCUCAUGUGUCCUCUGCUGAUUAAAUAUAUGACAUGUUGUUGAAAGCUUAUAGGCUUAUGGUUUAUAAUUGUCUUGAGAUGGCUUGUUUGUGUAGUGUCUAAAGUGGACUAUCCACAUAAAGUGGUCCCAUGGCUUGAACUUGGAAAUGUUUCUGUAAAGGAAACCAUCAAACUGAAGAUGUUUUUCCCUUAACCAAGAGUGUAUACUGGAUUUGUGGGUCAGAGAUGUGUAGCCCUCAGAUGUCAUAAUCAUCAGUAGGAAUAGGAUCUUUUUUCCCUGUACAUAAAAGGGAUAUAAUUCAUAAUGUAAAACCUGACAAUAAGAUUUUUUUAAAUACUGUGGAAGUGUAAAAAUUCCUUUGAGGUAUAAUUUAUAAAUAAAGUGAAGAAAAUCCUGGAGAUCA
Molecule: messenger RNA, 5846 nt
Organism: Pangasianodon hypophthalmus (striped catfish)
Lineage: Eukaryota; Metazoa; Chordata; Actinopteri; Siluriformes; Pangasiidae
Gene: ano2a
Product: anoctamin-1
Exons: 27
Coding region: 389-4240 (1283 amino acids)
Biological process (GO): chloride transmembrane transport
Cellular component (GO): plasma membrane
Molecular function (GO): chloride channel activity; protein dimerization activity
Source: RefSeq, a predicted model, not a curated record